This is a messenger RNA of Benincasa hispida (wax gourd), 3365 nucleotides long. RefSeq names its product pentatricopeptide repeat-containing protein At1g56690, mitochondrial-like. Gene Ontology annotation, molecular function: RNA binding; protein binding; zinc ion binding. Lineage: Eukaryota; Viridiplantae; Streptophyta; Magnoliopsida; Cucurbitales; Cucurbitaceae. Gene Ontology annotation, biological process: RNA modification. The record is from RefSeq and is a predicted model, not a curated record.
CCAAAAAUAAACCAAACCAAAUAAGAACCAAUUAAUUGGAGAAGGUUUGGAUCUAUUGUUUGUAAAACCUCUUUGAAUCAAAUUUCUUGGUUGAAAUCUAUAUACGUAUAUGUCGGGGGGAAAAUGAUAUUCAAACCUUAGUAGUACACAUCUUUCAGUUCUUCCCCGCCGUUCACAAAGUUCGUAUUUUUCCGUCUUAUAAGAUUUUUCUCCAUGAUUUGCUUUUGCGGAUUAUUAUACUACUUCGUUUUUGAAGCUCUUUUCUGCAUCCAAGUUAAGUUCUGUUCUUAAUCACUUUGCGUCUUCAUUUAGUCUCCUUUAACUGUUUGCUUCUAUAGCUUGUUAUUCAAAUUUUUUAAACUUCUAGUGUUUUUUCGACCUGGGUAUUCAAUGUCCUCUGGAUUAGUGUUUUUCCGUCUUGUGCUGAAUCGUUUCUACUGUUCUACUCUUGGAAUUUCAUCUAAUUCUCUUAUUGCCCGGUAUUCUCGAUUGGGUCAAAUCGAGAAGGCUCGGGCUGUGUUCGAUGAAAUGCGUGACAAAAGCAUCGUUUCAUGGAACUCCAUUGUUGCUGGGUACUUUCAGAACAAUCGGCCUGAGGAAGCCCAGAACAUGUUUGAUAAAAUGUCUGAGAGGAAUACUAUAUCUUGGAAUGGUUUAAUUUCUGGGUAUAUUAAGAAUGGGAUGCUCAAUGAAGCUAGGAAAGCGUUUGAUAGAAUGCCUGAGAGGAAUGUUGUUUCAUGGACUGCUAUGGUUAGGGGGUAUGUGAAGGAGGGUAUGAUUUCUGAGGCAGAGUCACUUUUUUGGCAAAUGCCUGAAAAGAAUGUAGUAUCUUGGACGGUGAUGUUGGGUGGGCUUAUUCAAGAUGGUCGGAUUGAUGAGGCUUUUCGGCUUUUCAAUAUGAUGCCUGAGAAGGAUGUGGUGGCAAGAACUACUAUGAUUGGAGGGUAUUGCCAAGAAGGUUUUUUAGUGGAAGCUCGCAGGCUUUUCGAUGAGAUGCCUCGUCGGAAUGUUGUGUCUUGGACUGUGAUGAUAACAGGAUAUCUGCAGAACCAACAGGUGGAUAUUGCUAGAAAGCUUUUUGAAGUCAUGCCAGAGAAAAAUGAGGUUUCAUGGACCGCUAUGCUGAUGGGCUACACCAAUUGUGGGCGGCUUGAUGACGCUUCGGAACUUUUUAAUGCAAUGCCUAUUGGGUCUGUUGUUGCGUGUAAUGCAAUGAUUCUUGGUUUUGGCCAGAAUGGGGAGGUCCCAAAAGCAAGACAAGUGUUUGAUCAAAUGAGAGAAAAGGAUGAAGGGACAUGGAGUGCUAUGAUUAAAGUGUAUGAAAGGAAAGGCUUUGAGUUAGAAGCACUUGAGUUGUUUCGUAUGAUGCAAAGAGAAGGAAUAAGGCCAAACUUUCCUUCUUUGAUCAGCGUUCUUUCAGUUUGUGCUAGCUUGGCUAAUCUCGAUCAUGGUAGAGAGAUACAUGCCCAGCUAGUGAGAUCUCAAUUUGACCUUGAUGUCUAUGUUGCCUCCGUUCUUCUCACGACAUACAUAAAGUGUGGCAAUCUGGUGAAAGCACAACAAGUAUUUGAUAGGUUUCCAAGUAAGGAUGUUGUUAUGUGGAACUCUAUUAUCACAGGAUAUGCCCAACAUGGUCUAGGGGAGGAAGCAUUACGAGUUUUCCAUGAUAUGCAUUUUUCAGGUAUCAUGCCCGAUGAUAUCACAUUUGUUGGAGUUCUUUCGGCAUGUAGUUACACUGGCAAUGUGAAAAAGGGCUUAGAAAUUUUCAAUUCCAUGGAAACAAAGUAUCAAUUGGAACAAAAAACUGAACACUAUGCUUGCAUGGUUGAUUUGCUUGGUCGAGCAGGUAAGCUACAUGAGGCAAUGGAUCUAAUAGAAAGAAUGCCAAUGGAAGCCGAUGCUGUUAUUUGGGGUGCUUUAUUAGGUGCUUGCAGAACCCACAUGAAAUUGGAUUUGGCUGAAGUUGCAGCCAAAAAGCUUCUACAGCUUGAGCCUAAAAAUGCAGGGCCUUAUAUUUUGUUGUCAAAUAUUUAUGCAUCUCAAGGUAGAUGGGGUGAUGUUGCCGAGUUGCGGAGAAAUAUGAGAGAUAGAAGUGUAAGCAAGUACCCAGGCUGUAGCUGGAUUGUUGUGGAGAAGAAAGUACAUAACUUUACGGGAGGUGAUAGCUCGGGGCACCCUGAGCAUUCUGAGAUCAAUAGAAUAUUAGAGUGGUUAUCUGGAUUGCUAAGAGAGGCAGGAUAUUGCCCGGAUCGGAGUUUUGUGCUACAUGACAUAGAUGAAGAAGAGAAAGCGCAAAGUUUAGGAUACCAUAGUGAAAAACUGGCUGUGGCAUAUGGACUUCUCAAAAUACCAAAAGGUAUGCCGAUUCGCGUAAUGAAGAACCUUCGUGUUUGUGGGGAUUGCCACACUGCAAUUAAACUAAUUGCAAAGGUUACAGGAAGAGAGGUCAUCUUGAGAGAUGCCAAUCGGUUCCAUCAUUUUAAGGGUGGCUCAUGCUCUUGUCAGGAUUAUUGGUGAUCUUCAAUAUGUUUCAUUGGAUCGAGCUAGAAUCAAUGCAUAUCGACAUUUGCCCAUGAGGCAAAUGACUGAUGGCCAACCUCAUUCACUCCUAUGGCCGUAUGUAUGUUGUUGAUGUGGUAACUGCAAUCUAUCUCGCUGGAGGAAAAGGGAAAUCUUCAAACAUUUUGGAACUACUUAUUCUCUGAUCCAUCCGCCAAGACACCAAGAGGGACUGAGGUCGCUUUGAUAAUACUCAUAGAUCAGACAAUUCUUUUUGGAGAAUCCAUUGUUUGCAAUGGACCAUGAGAGGUGUAGUAUAAGGUCAAGUCAUCUGGCCACAAGAGAUGGUGCAGUAUUAUCCAAAAGAAAAAGGGUGACUUCGUAAAAACAAGUAAAGGAUCCAGUGUUGCAACUUGACCCGAAAAGAUGACUUUAUGAGAUAAACAAACUAAACAAAGAAGGGCCCAAGAGCCCAGUUGAGGAUCUCAUAUCGAAAAAUCAAGGGACCUCAUAACUUUUGUAAUAUAGAUGAAUUGUUCAUCUCAUUGUCAAUUGGUUUUGAGAUAGAAGUCCAUAUUAUCUAAUAUGUAUCAAAGUCUAUAAAGCUCAAACAGGCAUUGAAUCCAAAAGAAAAAAGAGAUCCGAUCCAAGAUCGUUGAACAUAAAGAAGGGUAUGUUGAGGAUGAACUAUCCCUCUCAUUGUGAAUUGUUUAUUAGAUGAAACUCAUGUUAUUUAAUAAGCUCAACCUAGUCAAGUGUCAUGUAUAAAGGGUGGAAUGAGUUGAAAAAGAUUUGACAUUGUUUUUUUCUCUCUCGAGAAAGAGCCUACUUAUUAAUGUCUUCUAUCGGACUUGUAUUAUUCCCAA